UUUCACUCUCUUUCACCAAAACCCUUCUCUGGGAGACACAGCAGAGCCUGAGAGAGAAGAGAUGGAGGGGAAGUCAUACCAGAGAUUCCCACGGGUCAAAAUCCGUGAAAUGAGGCACGACUAUCUCAAGUUCGAGCUCCGCGACACCGACGCGAGUGUCGCCAACGCGCUCCGCCGCGUCAUGAUCGCCGAGGUCCCCACCGUCGCCAUCGACCUCGUCGAGAUCGAAAUCAACUCCUCCGUCCUCAACGACGAGUUCAUCGCCCACCGCCUCGGCCUCAUCCCCUUGACCAGCGACCGCGCCAUGAGCAUGCGUUUCUCACGUGACUGCGACGCCUGCGACGGCGACGGCCAGUGCGAGUACUGCUCCGUCGAGUUCCACCUCCGCGCCCGCUGCCACACCGACCAGACCCUCGACGUCACCAGCAAGGAGCUCCUCAGCUCCGACCACACCGUCGUCCCCGUCGACUUCUCCGACGCCUCCGGCUACGAAGCUUCCGAGCAGAGAGGGAUUAUCAUUGUGAAACUGCGAAGGGGGCAAGAGCUGAGGCUGAGAGCUAUUGCUAGGAAAGGGAUUGGGAAAGAUCAUGCAAAGUGGUCGCCUGCGGCUACUGUGACUUUCAUGUAUGAGCCUGACAUUCGCAUCAAUGAGGAGAUGAUGGAGACUCUGUCACUCGAGGAGAAGGCAGCAUGGGUUGAGAGCAGUCCUACCAAAGUCUUUGAGCUUGAUCCUACUACCGGCAAGGUUUUGGUUGUUGAUCCUGAAGCAUACACCUAUGAUGAUGAAGUAAUCAAAAAAGCAGAAGCUAUGGGGAAGCCUGGCCUAGUGGACAUCACUGCCAAAGAAGACAGUUUUAUAUUCACAGUGGAAUCUACUGGUGCAAUUAAAGCUUCUCAACUGCUACUGAAUGCCAUAGAAAUCCUGAAACAGAAACUUGAUGCUGUGCGCCUUUCUGAGGAUACUGCUGAAGCCGAUGAUCAAUUUGGUGAGUUAGGUGCACAUAUGCGAGGAGGAUGAUCUAAUUGGCAACAAAGCUCAAAAAUUGAUAUUCUGUUAUGUCCAUGGAUUCAACUGACUACUGUUUUGUUUGACGGAAAUGUUCAUAACUGCCUGUAGUAACUUCAUUUAGAUUGGAUGCUAAACUUUUAUCCCCCUAACCAUGUCCUCGGAUAUCUGUCAGAUGAUCAAUUUCUGUU
This is a messenger RNA of Argentina anserina (silverweed cinquefoil), 1197 nucleotides long. RefSeq names its product DNA-directed RNA polymerases II, IV and V subunit 3-like. Bases 62 to 1018 code for a protein of 318 amino acids. Gene Ontology annotation, molecular function: DNA binding; protein dimerization activity. Gene Ontology annotation, biological process: DNA-templated transcription. The record is from RefSeq and is a predicted model, not a curated record. NCBI's taxonomy places the organism in Eukaryota, Viridiplantae, Streptophyta, Magnoliopsida, Rosales, Rosaceae. The transcript has 3 exons. Gene Ontology annotation, cellular component: RNA polymerase II, core complex.